AUGAAGAAGCGCGUAAGAAAAUCGAAAGCUAUUACGUGUUAUCAAUGUAACAGUAAAAGGGAUCAAGAUUGCACUAUUAAUACGGCGGAUAUAAGAUAUUUGAAGCCAUGCUCCUCGUCACAAGCAUUUUGUCGUAAAGCUGUGUACAUAUAUUAUUUUAUGAAUUCUCACGAGUACAUAAUAAUACGCGAGUGUGCAAAAUGGGGAAGUGCUGACAACGAAUGUUAUAGAGGUCGUUACCCACGCGAUAGUUAUCAAUUUGUAUGCGAAUGUAAGAGUACAGGAUGCAAUCGAUCUACGACAUUCUCAUCCAUGACGACCACAGUUCUGUAUGUUUUGUGUCAAUUUAUAGUUUUUCUCGUUAGAAAUCCUACCUGA
This is a messenger RNA of Bombus pascuorum, 378 nucleotides long. RefSeq lists its product as uncharacterized. NCBI's taxonomy places the organism in Eukaryota, Metazoa, Arthropoda, Insecta, Hymenoptera, Apidae. Gene Ontology annotation, biological process: positive regulation of voltage-gated potassium channel activity; regulation of synaptic transmission, cholinergic; sleep. The coding region runs from base 1 to 378 and encodes 125 amino acids. The record is from RefSeq and is a predicted model, not a curated record. The transcript is spliced from 3 exons.